AUGUAUCUACCUCGCCACAUCCUCACCAGAUUAUCCCCGCACCGCCGCUACUUUUCCCACUCCGCCGCCGCCAUUCUCCACCCGCCGGAGCCAGAGCCGCUCACAUACCUCGAAGGUUUUCCUCGCCCGGAUCCCAAACACGACGAGACAAUCCUCGCCGUCAUCCGCGCGGACUCCGGCACGAACAUUUCGGCGAAGGAGCGACGCGUUGGGCGCGUGCCGAGCAUCGUCUUCGAGCAGGAGGACGGCCAGCACGGCGGCAACAAACGCCUCAUCUCCGUCCGCACCGAUCAGAUCAGAAAACUCGUUAAUCACCUCGGUAAAUCUUUCUUCCUCUCUCGUCUCUUCCACCUCGAAGUCCGCACGCAGUUCGACUCCGACGACGUCGUUGAGAGAAUUCGCGUCUUGCCUCGCCAGAUUCAUUUGAAAGCUGGUACAGACGCGCCGUUGAAUGUGACCUUUAUUAGGGCUCCUUCGCACGCUUUGUUGAAAGUUGAUGUUCCUCUUGUCUACAGAGGUGAUGAUGUAUCUCCUGGACUCAAGAAAGGUGCUGCUUUGAACACCAUCAAAAGGACGGUUAAGUUCUUAUGCCCUGCUGACAUUAUUCCCCCAUAUAUUGACGUGGAUUUAAGUGAGUUGGAUGUGGGCCAGAAGUUGGUAAUGGGAGACCUCAAAGUUCACCCAGCUUUAAAACUUCUUCAGUCAAAAGAUGAAGCUGUUUGUAAAAUUAUGGGCCAAAGAGUUUCUGAAAUACAAAGGAAAUCUAAAUAA
This is a messenger RNA of Sphenostylis stenocarpa, 771 nucleotides long. Lineage: Eukaryota; Viridiplantae; Streptophyta; Magnoliopsida; Fabales; Fabaceae. The record is from the annotation of a GenBank genome assembly.